This is a messenger RNA of Orbicella faveolata, 1602 nucleotides long. RefSeq lists its product as uncharacterized. Lineage: Eukaryota; Metazoa; Cnidaria; Anthozoa; Scleractinia; Merulinidae. The record is from RefSeq and is a predicted model, not a curated record. Gene Ontology annotation, molecular function: calcium ion binding.
GUUUUGAAGGGGGAAGGAGUCGGGAAGAAUUCACCUGGCUUCGCGAUCUCCCUGCAAACCGAUUGGCUGUGAACGGGCCGUAUGAAAGUGAAUACUUCAGGGCUAUUUGAUUGCUCCAGGCAACUGUUUACCUUUUGUUUGGUGUCAUCCACGUAGACAAUUUCCAAUUAUACAAAUGGUUUCAGAAGCUAAUGUUGGGAUGCCUCGAUUAUUGACACAAAGUUGACGGAAUUUCGCCGUUUAUCCUGGACGCGCACGCAGUUGCUUUCUAAUUGUUUCUGCAAGAAUAUGAAGCCUUCCGAACUGGGGUUAAUCAUCUGUUGUUUAUUGUUAUUUUACUUCAUCCAUGGGCCGUCUUGUGGACAAGCUAGUGCAGAAAUACCAAUUGAAGACACUCCGCAGUUUCACAGCCAAAACCAUGAACGAAGCCAUUUACUUGCACACUUAGCUGACAGAAUGGAUCUAGAUGGGGAAGGAUUAAGACAUAUUCAGAAACACCUUAGUGAAGUAGCUGGAGAAUCUGAAAAAGAUGUAGAAGAUGUUGCAGCUGGUGACAAUGCUAAAGGUAUAUUUUAUUUCUUCAAGUUACAUGAUUAUGAUGAUAACCAAAAACUUGAUGGACUAGAAUGGCUGAAGGCUCUAACAGAUUUUCACCAAGAGGAUAAUGACAAGGGGGAAUUUAAGGAAGGAGGUCGUGUGUUCCUUGAGCAUGAGGCAGAAGCUAUCAUAGAUGAACUACUAACAAAACAUGACAUGGAUGAUGAUGGUAUGAUUGACUUUUUGGAACUCAUGAACUCAAGAGUCGAGUCUUUCAUGACAGAUUUGGACAAGCCUGCACCAGGAGGAGAUGGAGGUGAACAGCAACAGCAGUAUGUUGAAGAACAGUCAUCACUGGAGCAAGAAUUCAAACAACUUCAACAAGGUCAACAGCCUUCGGAGCACGAUCAGCCACAACAUGAAAGUGAACCACAGGACACCCGACAACGACAAGACCAACAAGAAGAACACAGUCAACAAGAGACCAAUUCUGAGGAACUGAAAGGUGAUCAAGAACAGCAAGACAAUCAGCGGCAGCAUGAACCUUCUUUAGAUGAUGAAUAUAAACAACAACAACAGCAACAUGAACAGGAAGACCAACAAGAAGAGCAAAAUCAACAAGAACAUAAUCCUGAUGAACCUGAUCAAGAGGAGCAAGACAAUCAGCAGCAACAUGAACUUUCUUUAGAUGAUGAAUAUAAACAACAACAACAGGACGCCCAACAGCAAGAACAUAAUCCUGAUGCAACACAGGGUGAUCAAGAUCAACAACACAAUCAAGAACAAAGAGAACCUUCGUUAGAAGAUGAAUAUAAUCAGCAACAACAACAGCAGUAGCAAUAACAUAAGAUAAUUAUGACAAUUUGAGAAAAUUAAUCAAUAAGUGUGUAAUAAUAACAUCUGAGUUUAGCCUCCAAUGCUGUUGUCCUUAAUGGGCUCACCAAGCAAUCUUUUCUUGCAUGACAAACCCAAAGAUUGUCGCCAAACAAACUUACUACAUGGUCUUGUUAAAUUAUGCACCCAGUGCCAUACUCUUUCUAAUAAAAUUCAAAUGCUUAGCUAGAA